Procambarus clarkii (red swamp crayfish) is the source of this 7945-nucleotide messenger RNA. RefSeq lists its product as uncharacterized. Lineage: Eukaryota; Metazoa; Arthropoda; Malacostraca; Decapoda; Cambaridae. Gene Ontology annotation, biological process: termination of RNA polymerase II transcription. Gene Ontology annotation, molecular function: transcription termination site sequence-specific DNA binding; helicase activity; protein binding. Gene Ontology annotation, cellular component: nuclear body. The record is from RefSeq and is a predicted model, not a curated record.
AUGAAGAUUAAUGAGGAACGGGGCUGAGGAAAGAGAGAGGAGCAUGUAAACAUGAAUUGAUGGUAGAGAGAUGACGUUGUGUUUAGCGUCUUGGCUUCACACCAAACAAUGGAAUUCCACCUAUUGCGGCUCGGCACUAAUAAGAGAUAUAUCUUGAAUCCACAGCAAGAUCGUUUCCUAAUCGGGCGAAACAAUUCAUGUGAUUUUAUUUUUACGAGUCCUCACAUCUCCAGACAACACUGCGAAAUCCAGCGUGUACCUCCCAAUGGCACCCUUAUCAUCAAAAACCUCAAGGGCACCAACUCCACCUACGUUGAUGAUCUUCAUCUCCAGGAUGUCACUAGAUAUGCAGAACUCCGAAAAGGAUGUAAGAUCGGGUUGGGUGUUCCCCUUUCACAUGUCGAGGAUGGCAUAGCAAAUAAUAACUAUGUGUUUUUACAACUCUGUCAAUCACAGCCUACGGAGGAUUCGAUAAAUGUGAAACAAGAGCAGGCAAGAGCAUUAUCUUCAGGGGACCAUGCUGAACCUUCAGGAAGUGAUGCUAGUUUCAUAAACAAGUCUUCAGGUCUUCAGACAGGAUCUCAGAAGCAUGGUCCUGUCAGCCACACUAUUGAUCAUACAAUUCAGCAACCUGGAUCAUCCAGGCAAAGUAUCCAAGGAGUACCAUUAUCUCGGGCCAAUGUUGGUCAUCCUUUGGCAUCUAAAUACAAUUUCACAUCUGAAAAUCCCUCAAAUCUUGGGCUUCAAAAUACAGAUACAAGACCGCUUCCUCUCGUUUCCUUACCACAAACCACUCGCAGCACUUCUACAGUGACACACCUGCCACCGUGCAAGCCCAUGAGGCAUCUGUCAAUGACACAAACACAAAGCAGGAUUCAAGAACCAUUAUCAGAAUUGCACCUACAAAAUAAUGACCAUGACAGUCCUCAAGGAUUAUAUGUUUCAAAUAGCUUAAGUUCUGAAUGUAAAAAAGGUUACCCAAAUCAGAUGGCAGCAUUACCAAUAACAUAUACAACAGCUCGAAGCCAGUCAGAUAUUCAGAGUGAAGAUGGUAUUUAUGAACCACAGAGUGAACCCCGGUCUGCACAAGGACACCAAGGGAUGAAUAAAACACAUCAUGAGCCACGCGAACAAAUUCAUCAUGAACAAGAUAAUAAAAAUGCCUUUAGAGAAGUUCAUAAAAAUAGUUCUCCUAUAUUUCAUCAAAAAGAUGAAUCAACGUCAAGCCUCUGUAACCCAAAAGCUGCUGUCCGCAGUAGUUUUCAUACUGGAUCAGAAUUCCUGGUGCCUAAUUCUAAACAGAUAAGAAUACAAACUCGGUUGGAGCAAGACAGUCAUCAGACGAAGCCUUCGGCAAGGAUAGCUCCUGUUCAGAUUCAGUCUUCAAAUAAUCUUUUGCCGAUUUCUGACCUUUCACAUAGUUCUUCCAAUGUUUUACCUUUAUAUCAAAUUCCAAAAGAUUAUAGAAUUACUCCAUCUUUGCAUAACAUUCCAGCAGCUUCUGAAGACGUAUUGCCACGGAAUCAACUUCCCAAUGAUUCACGGCUGCAUCAAACUUCACAGCGUUUGACUGAUCGAGUGCUGAGUGAGAAUAUUCAAGAAGGUAAUUUACCUGUAGAGUCAAAGGUUUAUUCUGAUAAAGCCUUAGCCUUGAGCAUUGACAACGAAGAUUCAAAUUUAGGAAUAAAUAUUGGUUCCAGUGACACAAAAAGUGGUUCACUGGUGGAGAAAUCUACUCCAGAAAACCGAAGAAACAGACAGACACACGAACCUAACGUCAUUGUUGUUGACAUUGAUGACAUUGAUGACAAUGAUUCAUCCAUGAGUAUUGAUCUCACUCAGUCUGACACAGAAUCUUUACAAACGAAUAUAAUAAACAAUGUAGAUGCAAAUAUAAGCUGUGACAAAGAUAAUGAGCUCAUAAAGGGGUUACAGACAGAAGAGCAAAUUAAUGUUGCUGAUGAAACUAGAGGUAAUUUAGCUCCAGUCAAAAAAACAGAUGUGUUAGGCAAGAGAAAGAGAAAUAUUACUGAGAAAUCAAUUGAAGAAAUGAAUAAAAGUGUUGAAAAUCCUAACAAAUAUUUGAAGAAAGUUCAUCUAAGUGAGUCGUCCAAGUUACAGAGUGAGAGAGAAAAAUCUUCAAAUGAGCAAGUUAUGAAUACUGAUUCUAAAGCAAAUGAAAGUAAAUAUUCAACAGUAAAACCAAUUUCCCUAAAAGAAACUUUAAGAGACUGGAGAUAUAAAAGUUGUUCAAUAGCUGUUGAAAGAUUACCCUCAGCUUUAUUAAAUAAAGCUAGUGAGGGUAAAGUAAUCAUAUCGGAUGAAAAUAAGAGCAUAACACUGCAAUCUCCAGUGUCUGAAGUCAAUAAGACACCAUCUCCAGAUGGUAUAAAUGUUCCAGUUAAGAAUAGUUUGCUUAUGCUGGAUGAUGAUGAUGAUGACGAUUUACCAGAUAUAAACAUGCCUCUGGUCAGUAAGAAGCAUACUUCUCAUUCUCCUUUGUUGCAUAGUUCAGAGUCCACUGAAUCAAAAAUGAAAAUAAAUGACCAUUCUAGAAAUGCAAAAGUAAUUAAGAGAAGAGACAGCGAGGGCAGCUUUAGAACAAGUAAGAUAAAUGCGCCUGGAAGGAGACACGAGCGUCAAAGCUCACACGAUUCUCUUCAGAGUACUGAUGCAGCAGCAGAUCAGGCUUUGCCUCAGGGAAGAGAUAUUAUGGACAAGGUUGAACCAUCAUCUACAAGCGGUGAGAAGAGCAGGCUUCUUGAUCAGGCUUGUUAUAAUAACAUAUCAAGUGCCAUAAGGAAAACUACUGAUUCAGUUUUCAAUACAUCAGAAGCUUCAAUAUCUAGAAAGAAAAAGUGCAGUAAAUUGGACUCUUCAGCAGAAAGAAUAAGUACAAGAAAAACAUCUGAUACAGCUUUUAAUAUAUCAGAAGCUUCUACAGCUAUAAAGAAAAACAGCAAUGAAUACAUCUCGCCAGCAGAAAGAAUAAGUACUGGACAAAAUUGCAUUGAUGAUGCAAGCACUUCUGAUGUCCUUAUAAAUUCUGGCCUUCCUCCAAAUAUUAAAAUAAAAAAGGAAAAAAUUGAAGAGCUUUGUUUGGAAAAGAUUAAAAUAAAGAAAGAGAAAGUGGACAACGAGAAUAGUGAUAUUAAGGUUAAGAUUGAACGUGAUGAAAAUUCUGAACAUGUACUCGAAAAAGAAUUGGAGGAGGACGAUGUUAUUUGCAUAUAUUCCCAAGUGGAUGAAACUAUAUGGGUUUCGAGUGACGAAGAGGAGUCAACAUCACAAGAUAUCUCCUUUGGUCCUAUGCCCUCAAGUCCAGACUUGGAUAUUGAGGACCUGUUUAGAGAAGACGAAGAACAAAAACAGAACCAGGUUAGCACAAACCUCUCAAAGAAUGAUAUACCAGAGGAAGAAGUUGCAAAUGAUGACCUUUGGUUCCCAGUUCUGUCUCAAUCCUUUUUUGAUGAUGACAUUGAGAGAAAGGGAUCUAAAUCUACUUCUGAUAUGAAUUUUCAAGAAUCUUUGCCUGGUCCAAGUGGAAUAAAUACAAAUAAAGUUAAUGAUAAUGAUGAUGAUGAUGAUGAUGAUGAUUUAAGUACCAGUAAAUGGUGGCCAGUCCUUUCACAAGACUUUUUACAUGAAAUAAAUAAUGAUAAGGUAGCUUGUGCAUCUAAAGAUAAUCAAGCACCUCCAGACUGCUCUAGAAAUCUUAAUGCUAUUAUUGAAAAAUUAGGAAAUAAAAACAAACGAACCGCUCAGCUGACAGAUCCCAAAAUGCCACCGCCACGAACAAAAAGUAAUAACCUUAGGAAAAGAAGCAGAUCGCAAGAGUAUUAUGGAGUAAAAUCACAUCGUGAUAGUUCUGAUUAUUUGUUUGAUAGGAGGAGUAAAGAUACUCGACAUGAGAGGAGGAAUGAGGAACCAGUUUCAAAGAUUAAGAAAUCUGAGGAGAAGUUUACCAGGCGAAGAACUAUGUCUACUCCACCACAAAGAAUGAAACACAGAAAAAGUUCGCACUUGAGGGAAAAUUUAACCACUAAAUUUAAUCUUAAACCAUAUAAAGCAACAAUGGAACACAAACCUAGGGAGAAACAUCAUCUUGUUCCAAAAGUAAAAAAGGAACACCAAACAGCCAAAGAUGAUGACAAAAGAAAAGCUGUUAACAGAAAAUCACACCUAGUAAUUGAUCAACCACGUGCUGGUGAAAACAUUUCUAUUCAAAAAAAGAAUGUACAAAAGGAGUGUCAGCCUCAAGAGAAACCUCGAACUAAAGUAGCAGCCAAAGUCACAAGAAAAACACGCUCUGAGAGAUUGAUUGAUGUCGAUAUUUUUUCAUCUUCUAUAGUACCCUCCCACAAAAAUAAAAAAUCAAGUUAUAAGAUUCCCAAAAAUUCUGAAAAGGAUGCCAUCCCCAAAAACUCUGAAAAGGAUGCCACCAAGAUAACGAAAUCGAACGUUAUUGCUCCUGAAGUUGGCCUUGUCUUAACAAAAUCUAGUAAAAACAUGUCAAGUAAUAUAUUACCCCCUGUGAAGGAACCACAGAAUAAAGUUGUUCUACCAGAUAGUGACCAAGAAAAUACAACCUUGCUCUUUCAGACCGAUAAAGAAAACAAAAUCUUUAACAAUAAUGGAGAAAAACCUCAAGGAAGUACAGGGAUAUUAAAAUUGGCUUUUGAAACACACGACACCAAAAAGAAAAAAGUACAUUUUCCAUCUAAUUCUGAGGAUCUUGUCAGUACUUUGGCUAUAUCACCUCGCAAAGACUGCAAUAGGAUCGGAAUACCAGAAGUGAGAGCACGAGAGGUUCUGCCCAAAGAACUUGUAAUGUGGAAGAAUCCCAUUCCUCCAAAUUUCAUGGAUCACUUCAUCUAUCAUAUAUGCCGGUGGAAUUAUGACUGGCUAGAGGUUUACAAACUUGAUCAGCAGAAACGUGAAAUAAGUGGUAAAGGUUGUUCACGCCCACCACCAGUAGUCACCAGUACCAAUUACCCAACUCUAAUACUAUACAAUUCCUUUGAUGAUUAUAAAGAAAUAUUCAGCAAUCUCAUGUACUUAGAGAUUUGGGAGAGCAUUUAUCAAGAUUGGAUGAAGUACAAACAUAGUAACAUAUGGCUGCCCACACAAGUAGAUGGGGUGAGAGAAGCUUUUGUUGAAACUGGUAGAAAUCCACUUAAAUUUUGGACUCUGAAUAUGUUUACAUUAAUUGCACAAGAUCAAAGCAACAAAGGGCUACAUCCUAGGCAAGGGUCACUUAUCUCUCUCAGAAUUCAAGAGGGUGUUAAAAAGAUGCACAUCUUUGGCCAUGUGGAAUUUUUCCAAAAAAAGCGUAAGCGUAUGAUAUCAAGAGAAUUGGAACAAGCGUGUCCCUAUGGUGAAGUAUGCCUUAUGAUGGUUGUGCGAGUAGCCAAAGAAGUUAUUCAGAAAGUUAGAAGUGGCAAAAUUAUUCUGAUCAGUAAUGUGUCAUAUAUUCGACCAAGCACUCGCACAUGGGAGGGAUUAUGUAAACUACCUUGCUCUCCUCUUUGUCAGGCAAUCCUGCAACCAAGCAAAGAUGUCUUUAAAUGUGAAUAUGAGUAUGGCCAAUAUUUAGUUGAUGGGAUGUCCCUCAAUGAUGUACAAGUACAGGCAGUUAGAGAGGUCAGUAGUAAGUGUGUGUCUAGUUAUCACAUGCCAAAAAUGAGUCUGAUCCAUGGUCCACCUGGCACAGGCAAAACUCGCACGAUCACAGCUCUCAUAGCUCAGAUUGUGAAGUUGUCUUCUGUUAGAAAGUUAAAAUUUUGCCGUAUUUUGGUGUGUGCCCCAUCUAAUGCUGCAGUUGAUGAGCUGACAUUACGACUCAUCAAGCUUCGGGAAAUUGGCAUAGCUUUACGUGUUGUGCGAGUUGGUGUCAAAGGAAGUAUCAACCAUGAAAUCAAGAACUGCACUCUAGAUUCAUUUGUUGAAAAACAAAUUAAAAUGGAACUUUCAUCACCUAAAAAUGUUUCCGCCAAGCAGGAGUGGGAUCGAAGGAGUGCCACCGUGAAAGAGGCUGCAGACAAACUGCAAGAGGCCAGAAAGGCAAAUGUAAAUAAGGCGAUCUUAACCCAAAUGGAAAUUCGUCUGAAUCAACUAGUUCGAUCAAAAUGUGACUUUGAGAGAAGUUUUCGUUCACAGCCAACGGCACAAGAAAGAUAUGAGCUACAACAAAAGUGGCAGCAUCAAAUUCUUAUCAAUGCACAAGUCAUAACAACAACCCUCGGAGGAUGCUUGUCUGGAGCCAUGUCAGACGUAUUUGGUAAAAUCCCUGAUAGUUUUACCUGCUGCAUUAUUGAUGAAGCAGGUCAGUGUAAGGAAACAGAAACAUGGCUGCCACUUCUGUUUAAAAUCCAUAAACUGGUACUAGUUGGAGAUCAUCGGCAACUCCCAGCAACUGUACUCUCCCAGCUGGCACAAGACAAAAACCUAAAGCAGUCAUUGUUUGAGCGACUGUAUCAUCGUUUUAUGAUAGAACUACAGUUAAAAGAGAUGAUACAUACUCUGAAUAUUCAAUAUCGAAUGCAUCCAGAGAUUGCAGCAUGGCCUUCUCAGCAUUUCUACAUGGACAUGUUAACCACCCAUCCUAAUAUUGCUGAUCAGCGGAGCUGUGACCUCAAGCCAUACAUAGUGUUUGAUCUAAAGACUUCUCAAGAACAAAGGGACGAAAAAAAUGAGUUGUACAAUCCCGCCGAAGCAUCGCUGAUCCGUCUUAUUAUUGAGGUCUUGGAGCCACAAGUUGGAAAUCAAAAAAUUGGAGUCAUAACACCAUACCAGCGACAAAAAUUUCAUCUUGAAGAAAGACUUGGAAGGUACACUGGUCGGUUGAGUCUUGCUAUAAAUACAGUUGAUGCUUUUCAGGGGCAAGAGCGAGACAUCGUCAUUCUCUCCUUCGUGCGUGCUAACACAGCUGCCAACAUUGGAUUUCUCUCACAGCGUCAGAGGUUGAAUGUGGCUCUUACCAGAGCAAGGAAAGUCUGCUAUAUUGUGGCAAGUCUUUCUUCACUCUCAAAGAACAAGGACUGGCAGUCACUCAUCCAAAAUGCAGAAAGUCGUGGUCUUGUUAGUGUCAUAACAGAAAAGGAAGAACUGGAUAAAAAUUAUAUAAAGUCUAUUUUGCAAAAGCAGUGAAUGUUGUUAAAAACCUAUUGUCAGUUUGUCAAGUACUGCAUUGUAUAAUAAAUUAUGUACAGAUCUUUAUAUACAAUACAAUACUGAACUGUUUCUUGGCCUGGAGCCCUAGAAGGCAGCACUUGAAAUGUAUCUGUACUGCAUUUCAAGCUUGGCUAAUUUAAUUUUAAACUAAACAAAUAUUGAAGGAUAAAAAUAAAAUUGGUGCUGCUGUAUAUUUUCCAGUUAAGCAACAAGAUCUCAAACCUUUAGUGCAGUACUGAAGAAUAGACAAGUGAUAUCCCCAUUUGGAACAAACUAUUGAAAAUUUUGUUUCGAUGUUAUACAUUUUAUUUACUUAAAAUUUAUGAAAAAUUCUUAAAGUAUUUCAUUGAAGAGGCUUGCUACAAAAUGUUAAAAUUCCCCAAGUUAGCUUUUAUGAUGAGACCAAAGCCUUGGGAGGCCAUGGACUUUUACCAAUGUUCUCAUAAUGAAAGGUUGAUACUGUAUUUUUGACAUGACGUUUAUAUUUCUUUAGUUGGGCAUCGGACAUGUUCUCCAUUUGGGAAUAAUUUGUUUUACAUUUAAACAAAAAUGCGUUUGUAAGAAAGAAAAUAUAAUCGUUGUGUUUGUAAGAAAGAAAAUAUAAUCAGUGUUUAUAAUUCACUUAGUAACCAGCAUUACAAUAAAGAUUUUAUGUAUAUAAAUUUAGUGUGCUAGAAAUUAGUUUUAUGUAUAUUAUACGGUACUGCCUUACUGAUGUAAGUGCAAGUUGUUAGGAUUUAUACUCUGCAUAAAAUAAACAGAUACAUGACCA